AUGGCCGGGGAGGAGAAGGCCGUCGAGUCGGUCAGGAGCGCGGAAGAGCUCGCGCAGGACUCGAUCGCGUGGGCGACGCAGCACGGCCUGGUCAUGCGCCUUGGAGGUGACUCACCACAGGCUGCUGUUAUCCAUGCGCCCAUGACUCUGCUCCCAACUCCGUUUCCGAAAGAGCCAUUUGUGCAGGCUGUGGAGGUCAUGCCCAUCCUCAACAGGCUUGUGGAUGCCGUGAGUCGUGAUUCCGCUUUCCUCAAAUCUGUGCUGUCAUCUGCUGCCCAAUAUGACGACUUUACUGCCAACCUGUUAGAGUUGAACGACGCGACUAUGGCCAGCUCAAGACAAACCGAUAGCUCAGAGGUGGUCGUUGGUGUGCAUCGGUCUGACUACAUGCUGGACGAGCCAUCAGGAAAGCUGUUACAGGUGGAGUUGAACACCAUUGCCUCAUCAUUUGGGUCAUUGGGCUCGAUUGUUAGCCAGCUCCAUGCACACAACACAGCCCAACAGGCUGGAAUGGGUCCAGAUGGGGUACCCGCCAAUGCAGCUCUUGCGGAAUGUGUUAUAGCGCUUGCCACAGCCUACAAUGCAGUGGAUCUUGAGCACAGCGUGGUUCUCAUGGUUGUCGAGUCUGAUGAGCAGAAUUAUUACGACCAACAGUGGAUCGCCAGCCAGUUGUGGGAUGUCUACAGCAUCCGGACCGUCCGUAAAACGCUGGCAGACAUUGCCAGUGAAGGGAAUCUGGACGACUCGGGGAACUUAAGGUGUGGCGAUCAUUGUGUUGCAGUUGCUUAUUUCCGGUCUGGCUACUCACCAGACCACUACCCAACCAGUCGGCAAUGGGAUGGCAGACGUCUCAUUGAGUCCAGCACAGCAGCUAAGUGCCCAACAGUAGCAUACCACCUUGCAGGUACCAAAAAAGUCCAACAGCAGCUGGCCAGACCAGGUGUAUUGGAACAAUUCUUGGAGGAAGAAGAUGCUUUCCACGUCAGAAAAUUCUUUGCUGGAUUGUGGGGUCUGGAGGAUUUAUCAGAUCCAGAAACCCAGCGGACAGUGCAGGAGGCCAUAAGUCAUCCUGAGAAAUUUGUCUUGAAGCCCCAGAGAGAAGGCGGAGGGAACAACCUUUAUG
This is a messenger RNA of Ostreobium quekettii, 1123 nucleotides long. The record is from the annotation of a GenBank genome assembly. NCBI's taxonomy places the organism in Eukaryota, Viridiplantae, Chlorophyta, Ulvophyceae, Bryopsidales, Ostreobiaceae.